GCCGUCGCCGUCGCUUCCUGUAUCUUCGUUAUUGUUUCAGAAAGUUAAAAGUAUGGAGGCAGUGGUGAUUGAUGCCGGCUCAAAGCUUUUGAAAGCGGGUUUCGCGGUUCCUGAUCAACCUCCUUCUAUGGUUAUUCCGACUCAAAUGAAAGUGAUGAAUGAAGAUGGAUCAAUGCCUGAUUCUCCAUCGCUAGUGGCUAACACUGUUGAUCCAGUUGUACGAGGGUUUGUUAAAGAUUGGGAUGCUAUGGAGGAUCUCCUGCACCAUGUUCUUUACAAUGGUUUAGGAUGGGAAAUUGGUAAUGAAGGUCAAAUUUUGUUUGCGGAUCCUCUGUUAACCCCCAAGGCUGUGAGAGAGCAGUUGGUGCAGUUGAUGUUUGAAACGUUUAACAUAUCAGGCUUCUAUGCUUCAGAGCAAGCAGUGUUAUCACUCUAUGCAAUAGGACGCAUUUCGGGGUGCACAGUUGAUAUCGGUCAUGGAAAAAUAGAUAUUGCUCCAGUAAUUGAAGGUGCGGUUCAGCAUGUAGCUUCACGAAGAAUAGAAAUUGGGGGUGCUGAUUUGACAAAGCUGUUUGCACAAGAGCUUGCAAAGUCCAAUCCAUCGAUAAAGCUUGAUCUGUCUGAAGUUGAGAGACUAAAAGAGCAGUAUGCAUGCUGUGCCAAGGAUGAUCUUGCUUAUGAGAAGACAUUGCAAUCAUGCGAGGAGGAGCAACAUACUUUGCCUGAUGGACAGGUGAUCUCCAUAAAAAGAGAAAGGUUUACGGUGGGAGAGGCAUUGUUCCAACCAUCUAUUUUGGGUUUGGAAUCUCAUGGUAUUGUUGAGCAGCUUGUCGACAUACUCUCAGCGGUAACAUCUGAGAAUAAUCGUCAGCUGUUGGAGAACACUGUUCUCUGUGGUGGAACAGUUUCCAUGGCAGGUUUUGAAGAUAGGUUUCAAAGCGAGGCUAGCCUUUUCUCAUCUUCCAUACGCCCUUCUUUGGUUAAGGCCCCAGAGUACAUGCCAGAGAACUUAUCCAUGUAUUCAGCAUGGGUGGGUGGUGCCAUACUUGCCAAGGUUGUAUUUCCUCAAAAUCAACAUAUAACCAAGGCAGAUUAUGAUGAAUCUGGACCAUCCGUUGUCCACCGCAAAUGCUUCUAGUAAUGUAUUGGCUUUUGUGUUGUGUAUCUGUAUCUGUAUCCUACCUAUUAGACUUGCCAGGUUACUAGUUAAGAAUUUGGUUAAUCUUAGUAAAUAGGAACGUUAACAUUCCCUAAUUAAUGAGCCAGAACUGUUGUAGCAGAGAGUUCUCAGUGGUGGUGUAAGUUAUUUUUACUUUAUCCAUCGGUUUGAUAAAAUUCGACAACAUUUACUCUGCAA
Messenger RNA from Erigeron canadensis, 1357 nucleotides. RefSeq names its product actin-related protein 7. NCBI's taxonomy places the organism in Eukaryota, Viridiplantae, Streptophyta, Magnoliopsida, Asterales, Asteraceae. Gene Ontology annotation, cellular component: nucleus. The record is from RefSeq and is a predicted model, not a curated record. Gene Ontology annotation, biological process: anatomical structure morphogenesis. Bases 53 to 1138 code for a protein of 361 amino acids. The transcript is spliced from 8 exons.